GUCCCGCGCUCUGCCUCCGUCGGGCCUGCCCCGCCGUGACUCAGUUUCCCGAGGGGUCCACGGAAUCCGGGCCGGUCUCUCCCGAGCCUCAUCUCCAUCUCCGCCGCGGCAUCCGGGACACAGGUGUUCCCAGCCGGACCUGGCAGCCCCCAUGGGGUGGUGACCUGUCUUGUCACCUGGUGUGGCGGCCGCAGCGGCGGCCGGGCUGGAGGCAGCCAUGUGGUCCAAUGCCAGUUUGGGCCCGUGUUUCCGCCCCAUCAACUUCAACUUCACGCUGGAGGAGAGGCGUCUGAUCGCCUCCCCCUGGUUCCCGGCGUCCUUCUGCGUGGUGGGGCUGUCCUCGAACCUGGUGGCCCUGAGCGUGCUGGCCAGCUCCCCCCAGGGCGGCCUGUGCCCCCGCUCCCCCUUCCUCACCUUCCUGUGCGGCCUGGUGCUCACCGACUUCCUGGGGCUGCUGGUGACGGGCGCCAUCGUGGUGUCUCAGCACGCGGCCCUGCUGGACUGGCGGGCCGGGGACCCCGGCUGCCGCCUGUGCCACUUCAUGGGCGUCGCCAUGGUGUUCUUCGGCCUGUGCCCGCUGCUGCUGGGGGCGGCCAUGGCCUCCGAGCGCUUCCUGGGCAUCACGCGGCCUUUCUCCAGGCCCGCGGUGGCCUCGCCACGCCGGGCCUGGGCCACGGUGGGCCUGGUGUGGGCGCUGGCCCUGGGCCUGGGGCUGCUCCCCUUGCUGGGCCUGGGCCGCUACACCGUGCAGUACCCGGGCUCCUGGUGCUUCCUCACGCUGGCCGCCCGGCCGGGCGACGCUGCCUUCGGCCUGCUCUUCGCCUGCCUCGGGGGCCUCUCGGUGGCCCUGUCCUUCCUGCUCAACACGGUCAGCGUGGCCACCUUGUGUCGCGUCUACCACGGCGGGGAGGCCGCCCAGCAGCGGCCCCGGGACUGCGAGGUGGAGAUGAUGGUGCAGCUCUUGGGUAUCAUGGUGGUGGCUUCCGUGUGCUGGCUGCCCUUGCUGGUCUUCAUCGGACACACGGUGCUGCGGACGCCGCCGGCCAUGAGCCCCGCGGGCCAGCUGUCACAGGCCACCGAGCGCCAGCUGCUCAUCUACCUGCGCGUGGCCACGUGGAACCAGAUCCUGGACCCCUGGGUCUACAUCCUGUUCCGCCGCGCCGUGCUGCGCCGCCUGCACCCGCGCCUGAGCCAGCGGCUGCAGGAGCGGCUGCGGCGGCGCGAGGAGCGGCGGCAGCAGGAGGAGCUGCUCAAGGCCUUCGAGACGCCCGAGGAGAAGCGCGCGCGCCGCCUGGCCAAGAAGGAGGCCAAGGAGCGCAAGAAGCGCGAGAAGAUGGGCUGGGGCGAGGAGUACAUGGGCUACACCAACACCGACAACCCCUUCGGCGACAACAACCUGCUGGGCACCUUCAUCUGGAACAAGGCCCUGGAGAAGAAAGGGAUCAGCCACCUGGAAGAGAAGGAGCUGAAGGAGCGCAACAAAAGGAUCCAAGAGGACAACCGGCUGGAGCUGCAAAAGGUGAAGCAGCUGCGGCUGGAGCGGGAGCGGGAAAAGGCCAUGCGGGAGCAGGAGCUGGAGAUGCUGCAGCGGGAGAAGGAGGCCGAGCACUUCAAGACCUGGGAGGAGCAGGAGGACCACUUCCACCUGCAGCAGGCCAAGCUGCGCUCCAAGAUCCGCAUCCGGGACGGGCGGGCCAAGCCCAUCGACCUCUUGGCCAAGUACAUCAGCGCCGAGGACGACGACCUGGCCGUGGAGAUGCACGAGCCGUACACCUUCCUCAACGGCCUCACGGUGGCUGACAUGGAGGACCUGCUGGAGGACAUACAGGUAUACAUGGAGCUGGAGCAGGGCAAGAACGUGGACUUCUGGCGUGACAUGACCAUCAUCACUGAGGACGAGAUCUCCAAGCUCCGCAAGCUGGAGGCCUCGGGCAAGGGGCCAGGCGAGCACCGCGAGGGCGUGAACGCCUCCGUCAGCUCGGACGUGCAGUCCGUGUUCAAGGGCAAGACCUACAACCAGCUGCAGGUCAUCUUCCAGGGCAUCGAGGGCAAGAUCCGCGCGGGCGGCCCCAACCUGGACAUGGGCUACUGGGAGAGCCUGCUGCAGCAGCUGCGCGCGCACAUGGCCCGGGCCAGGCUGCGCGAGCGCCACCAGGACGUGCUGCGGCAGAAGCUGUACAAGCUGAAGCAGGAGCAGGGCGUGGAGAGCGAGCCGCUCUUCCCCAUCCUCAAGCAGGAGCCCGCGUCCCCGGGCCGCAGACCGGAGCCUGUUUCUAGGGCUGACCUGGGUUCUGGAGUGGGGCUGGAUUUUGGACCCCUCAAGGCUUGUGGCGUUGAUCUGGGCUUCCGAGAGCUGGGCCGGGCUCUGGAGCGGGGAAGGACAGCUGAGCUGGACGGGACUCCAGAUGGUGGCCAGGCCAUGUCAGUCUGGGUCCCAGAGGUGGACAAUGUUCUCAUGCUCGUGUGUGAUCUGCAGGAUCUAGGCUUGUUCUCAGAGCUGAGCUCUGUUGUAGAGCUGGAUGUAGUGUCAGAGCUGCUUUGGGUUCUGGAGCUGGGUUUGGUCUCAGGGCUGAGCUCUGUUCUAGAGCUGGAUCUGGUGUCAGAGCUGCGUUGGGUUUUGGAGCUGGAGCUGGUGUCAGAGCUGCGUCGGGUUUUGGAGCUAGAUCUGGUGUGA
This is a messenger RNA of Dipodomys ordii (Ord's kangaroo rat), 2674 nucleotides long. Its product is annotated as cactin-like. The coding region runs from base 218 to 2674 and encodes 818 amino acids. Gene Ontology annotation, molecular function: thromboxane receptor activity. Gene Ontology annotation, biological process: negative regulation of innate immune response; G protein-coupled receptor signaling pathway; mRNA cis splicing, via spliceosome. Lineage: Eukaryota; Metazoa; Chordata; Mammalia; Rodentia; Heteromyidae. The transcript has 13 exons. The record is from RefSeq and is a predicted model, not a curated record. Gene Ontology annotation, cellular component: cytoplasm; spliceosomal complex; membrane.